This is a messenger RNA of Arabidopsis lyrata subsp. lyrata, 2858 nucleotides long. Its product is annotated as polygalacturonase ADPG1. Gene Ontology annotation, biological process: anther dehiscence; pectin catabolic process; fruit dehiscence. The transcript is spliced from 9 exons. Bases 775 to 2070 code for a protein of 431 amino acids. The record is from RefSeq and is a predicted model, not a curated record. Lineage: Eukaryota; Viridiplantae; Streptophyta; Magnoliopsida; Brassicales; Brassicaceae. Gene Ontology annotation, molecular function: polygalacturonase activity.
UUGAGGAAACUUUUGAAAACUAAUGAGAAAAGCAUGUAGUUUAAUACUCGAAGCUGGGAAACAUGAGAGUUUUUAAAUAAUUAAGCAUGCCAAGCUGAGAAAUAUAAGAGCUUUUUUCUAAGAAAAGUAUGAGAUUUAAUAUGCGAUACAAAGAAAUUUGAUGAAUACAGUAUAUUGUUUUCUCACACAAUAAAGAGAAGAAGCAAGAAAUAUUAAAAAGGAACCCAAAACUACUACCGAACUUUGAGAGACACAGGACACAACGACGUUUUCUUGUCCCUUUUGCUGAUUUUUUGUCUUUCAAACUUUUGAUAUCAAUGUAUGCAAAUACAUCACGCAUUGCUUAGCUCAGUAAUUACACAUGAUGAAAUGUUACUGUGAAUAGUAUAUAUACGAUGAUAUAUGAAAAUUAACUCUUUUUCUAAAUUGAUUUCGAGAAAAAACGUAACUAAACUGUGAAACUCUCAAUGAAGAAUUAAAACUAUAAAAUAAACAAACAAAUAAAAGGAAAAGAAAAGAAUAGGGGGAGAGGAGGUAAGGCUUGAAGCUUAAAGUGAUGUUUUCGUAUCAAUCUCAAUUUCUCUCCAUACCUCCGACGCCAUUAAAACUUUUAUGAACCUAACUUUUUUCCUCCUUCAAUUCGUCUAUAAAUACUCAUACCUCCCACUUCUUCAAUUUCAUAUUACAUAAUCCCAAAUAAAGCAGCAAACAUUCUCAUCUUACUCACAAGGAAACAACACUCAUUCUUUUUUUUUCAGCACAACCGAAACCGAAAUGGCCCGUUGUUGCAGACUUCUUGCUGUUUUCUUAUGCGUUCUUUUGAUGCUCUCUUUGUGUGAAGCUUUGAGUAGCAACGUUGAUGAUGGAUAUGGUCAUGAAGAUGGAAGUUUCGAAUCCGAUAGCUUGAUCAAGCUUAACAACGAUGAUGUUCUUAGCUUGAAAAGCUCCGAUGAAACCACUUUGGAAUCAUCAACUGUUAGUGUUUCAAACUUCGGAGCCAAAGGAGAUGGAAAAACCGAUGAUACUCAGGCCUUCAAGAAAGCAUGGAAAAAAGCAUGUUCAACAAAUGGAGUUACUACUUUCUUAAUACCUAAAGGGAAGACUUAUCUCCUUAAGUCUACUAGAUUUAGAGGCCCAUGCAAAUCACUACGUAACUUUCAGAUCCUAGGCACUUUAUCAGCAUCUACGAAACGAUCAGAUUACAAAGACAAAAACCAUUGGCUUAUCUUAGAGGACGUUAACAAUCUAUCAAUCGAUGGUGGCUCGACGGGGAUUAUUAAUGGCAACGGCAAAAUCUGGUGGCAGAACUCAUGCAAAAUCGAUAAAUCUAAGCCAUGCACAAAAGCGCCAACGGCUCUUACUUUAUACAAUCUAAAGAAUUUGAAUGUGAAGAAUCUGAGGGUAAGAAAUGCGCAGCAGAUUCAGAUUUCAAUUGAGAAAUGCAACAAAGUUGAAGUUAGUAAUGUUGUGAUCACUGCUCCCGGCGAUAGUCCCAACACCGAUGGUAUCCAUAUCACUAAUACUCAAAACAUUCGAGUCUCCAACUCAGAUAUCGGAACAGGUGAUGAUUGUAUAUCCAUUGAGGAUGGAACGCAAAAUCUUCAAAUCUUUGAUUUAACUUGCGGCCCUGGUCACGGAAUCAGCAUUGGGAGCUUGGGGGACGACAAUUCGAAAGCUUAUGUCUCGGGAAUUAAUGUGGAUGGUGCAAAGUUCUCUGAGAGUGAUAAUGGAGUACGGAUUAAGACUUAUCAGGGAGGAUCAGGGACUGCCAAGAACAUUAAAUUUCAAAACAUUCGAAUGGAAAAUGUCAAGAAUCCGAUCAUAAUCGACCAGAACUACUGCGACAAGGACAAAUGCGAAGAACAAGGAUCCGCCGUGCAAGUGAAAAACGUUGUGUACAAGAACAUAUCCGGUACAAGCGCGACGGAUGUGGCGAUAACGUUGAAUUGCAGUGAGAAGUAUCCAUGCCAAGGGAUUGUGCUUGAGAACGUGAACAUAAAAGGAGGAACAGCUUCUUGCAAAAAUGCCAAUGUUAAAAAUCAGGGCACCGUUUCUCCUAAAUGCUCUUAAGCUAAUUAUGUAAUAUACAUAUACACGUAUAAAUAUAUAGAAAUACAUAUAUAUAUAUAUACACACAUGUAUAUUGUACUCUACGUAUUGCUUCUUAAUAUAUAUAGUAUAUGGGAAAAUAGUAGAAAGAUUUGUUGUCCACAUAUAAAAUUACCAACAUUGAUUAUUAGUAUUUCCAUGAAUAAAUUAAUAAGAUUAUUUGUCUAAUAUUUUGAUUUACUAGUACUAAAAAUGAAAAGAAUAUGCAACAUCUCAGUAAAGUGAAUUGAUUAUUUCAGCAUUAUAUAUAGUUGGGUAAGUAAAAUAUAGAGUGAAAACAUAUUUCAUACUUAGGUUCUUAAGUACUCUCUGAAGAAAAAAAGAACAAGUUGUGCAAAUAGUUGUUAAUACUUGAUGCAAGUCACAUGGACCAAGUUUGUGCCUACGCCUUGAAAUCUUAAAUCGAAAUAUGCGUUUUUUUUUUUUUUUGCAUGAAAAUGCUACUACUUAUAGUGUGUUUUUCAAUAAGAUGUUAAAUCCCAAAAUUAACCUAGUUUUCAGUGAGCUCUUGCAUUGUGGCCUACAUUACUCUUAGUCCAUUCAAUAAUCAACUUAUACAAGAAUGUCAAAUCCCAUAAUCAACCAAAAGGACCAAGGCGUUUAAGCGAACCCUUGUGUUUUGGCCUACUUAACUAAAAAGUCCAAUGUAUUAAAAAUUUUGAUUUACUUUUUACGUGAAUGUUCCUCUUAUUAUGUUGCUAUAAAAUACAACAUGAGGAUAAAGUAAAUCUUGAUGAUGUUUUUUUUUU